Messenger RNA from Branchiostoma belcheri (Belcher's lancelet), 1277 nucleotides. Its product is annotated as monoacylglycerol lipase abhd6-A-like. The coding region runs from base 26 to 1003 and encodes 325 amino acids. The transcript has 8 exons. The record is from RefSeq and is a predicted model, not a curated record. Lineage: Eukaryota; Metazoa; Chordata; Leptocardii; Amphioxiformes; Branchiostomatidae.
AGAUAUUUUACCUCAGGUGAUCAAGAUGGAGGUCAUGUCCACUGUUGUCCAGUUGGCUGGAGGAGCUGUACUGACCACUCUGACCCUGGCUAUCUACGUCAUAUACAUCCAACCUAUCUACAUCAUUUCUUUCUUCCAGAGUUUGAACAGAUGGAGAUCAGGCUGUACCAUCAAGUACGUGAAAGUGGGGGAGUGCCAGUUUGCUUACAUGGAGAGAGGCCAGCCCAGCGAGAACCAACCAUCGCUUCUCUUCCUGCACGGCUUUUCAGACAGGAAGGAGAGUUACUGUGGAAUAAUUAUGCACCUGCCCAAACACCUGCACCUGAUAGCUGUAGACUUACCUGGACAUGGAGACACUGGCAUCAAGGCCAAGGCUGACCUGAACGUAGAGGCCUACGCUGCCAAACUACACCAGUUCGUCGGCGAGGUUGGUCUUGACCGUGGCAGACUCCAUGUGAUAGGACACUCCAUGGGAGGCGGCCUGGCUGGGUGCUACACAGCGACAUAUCCUGAGACGAUAUGGGCCCUGACAAUGAUAUGUCCUGGUGGUAUACUACUGCCAGAUAAAAGUGUGAUGUUUGAGAAGAUUGCCCAGGGAAACAAACAUGUGAUGAUCCCUGAAACUGUGGAGCAGGCAGAGGAAAUGUUUAACAUCGUUCUGCAUAACAAGUCACUCAUACCACCCAAACAGGUAUUGAAAGGAUAUGUGGACUACUCCAAGCCUUACAGAAACUUCAACCAACAAUUAUUUGAUGCCAUGUUGGAACAUGGACAAGAUGGACUCACCCCGUACCUGGGGAAGAUCACUGCACCAACACAGGUGAUAUGGGGAAGGCAUGACAAGGCUCUACACAUCAGCAGUUUGGAUGUGAUGAAGAAAAAGAUAACAGCUUCUCUACAGGUGGAUAUUAUAGAGGACUGUGGACACACUGUCGGGUUAGAGGCUCCCACAAAGGUUGCCGAUCUACUGCUAAACUUUAGAGAAACUGUUUACAACAAGUAAGGAUUAUAUAUCUCAGAAAUCAUAGAAAGUUUUCCAUUGGGUUGAUAGUAGAGCUUGAUACGGGUACUAUAUGUAAUAUUCAACUGUUGUCCCUGAAAUAAAUUAAGAAAAUUUGGUUGUACAGGAUUUCAGGAUGUGUAUAAUUAUGAUUUCAGAACUAUCAUGCAAAAAGUGACUCCAAAUCUGCUGCCUAACCCCAUAACCAAUACAAAUUUGUUGCUACAUGGCUAGCUUAGAAGGUUAAAUAUAUAGAUAUAGUCAUGUAGUUUGUGAA